Molecule: messenger RNA, 585 nt
Organism: Gastrolobium bilobum
Lineage: Eukaryota; Viridiplantae; Streptophyta; Magnoliopsida; Fabales; Fabaceae
Product: non-specific lipid transfer protein GPI-anchored 10
Exons: 3
Coding region: 1-585 (194 amino acids)
Source: RefSeq, a predicted model, not a curated record
AUGGCUUCUCUGAAUUAUUGCAACAUUUUCCCCAUUUUUUAUCAGAUCAUUCUCCUGCUUAUGAUUUCCUAUUCACCCAACAUACUUUCUCAGGACCCAAGUUCAUCAAGCCCCACCAUAGCUCAAUGCACAUCAAGCCUCCUUCCUCUUAUUCCAUGCGCACCAUUUGUGCAGGGUACUGCUCAGUCUCCAGGAUCACAAUGCUGUGAUAGCCUCAAGCAACUCUACAUCCAAGAGCCACACUGUCUUUGCCUCUUGCUCAAUGACACUACUUUGAGCUCUUUCCCCAUCAACAGGACACUUGCUCUGCAGCUUCCACCUCUUUGCACCCUUCAAGUCAAUAUAUCUGACUGUGAACAUGAACAAGUGCAAGUGCCUCCAACAACUUCACCAGAUUCUCAAGUUUCCUUCGGGACAAAGAAAAACUCUACUGUUGUUGCUUCUCCGGCAUUUUCAGUACCACCAAGACCUAGCAUGAUGGGAUUUGGGUUUGGAAGAAACGAAGCCAUUAAUUUGAAGACAGAGAAUGGAUUAGCUGUUGUUAUGACUAUUGCAAUUCUACUGUUCACAUCAGUGGCUUACUAA